AUGGCACCGGUAUCCCAUCUUCCUCUCUUUGGUGGAGCUCGAGCCUGGUCUCAAAACGACUGGACCGCCUCCGAUGACCGUGUCCGCGGCGGCUCCUCUCAAUCCGAACUGACCGGCUCUGCAUCCUCAUUGAUCGCCAAGUUCCACGGAACCCUUGAUAUCAAGACCCUUGGUGGAGCCGGAUUCGCAUCGCAACGCACUCGAGGCGAAGACCGAACAUGGAAUCUCUCCGCGUACGACGGAAUCGAAUUGGUUAUCGACAGCGCAGAUGGCAAGCUCUACACGCUUACGUUGAAGGAUGAGAUUCUCCCCAAGCGCCCGGAUGGCCGGGAGCAAAGCACCAUAAGCUGGGAAUUUGAUUUCCGGGCGGAGGGGCGUCGGACGAUCUGUAUCAAGUGGAGCGAUUUUAGGCCGACGUAUCGUGGGAAGGAUAAGUAUGAUGCCGAGCCGUUGGAUUUGAAGAAUAUCAAGAGAUUCGGAAUUAUGAUUAGGAGUUUCUUUGGAGAGCAGGAAGGCGCGUUCUCGCUGAAUCUCGUAUCUAUUGCGGCGCUUCGGACGGAAAGAUACCUCGAUGAACCGGAUGACGAGUACAUUGAUGAAUUUCUGUAUGAGAAGUCGGCUGCUGAGGCCAAUUCUUCAGCGCAGAUCAGUAGACGUGGAGGGUGGCUGAGCUGGUUGACUUCGUGCCUUCUCUAA
Penicillium daleae is the source of this 696-nucleotide messenger RNA. RefSeq names its product CIA30 family protein. The coding region runs from base 1 to 696 and encodes 231 amino acids. Lineage: Eukaryota; Fungi; Ascomycota; Eurotiomycetes; Eurotiales; Aspergillaceae. The transcript is spliced from 3 exons. The record is from RefSeq and is a predicted model, not a curated record. Gene Ontology annotation, biological process: NADH dehydrogenase complex assembly.